ACGAAAAACUUGGAAAUUUGAUUGUUUUUUGUUUUGUUUCAUUUUUUGUUGAUUGAAUACGCAUAGCUUUUGUUUCACAUCAAACAACAGUCAACGUGUAAGUGUUUUUUUUUAAAGAGCAUUGUGUUAAAAUGGAUGGAAAUUACGUGUUGCUGAUGCGCGUCCUAAAGGUGCACUACAAGAACCGACUGAACAUUCUCGAUGAAGCGCUGAAGGUGAUCAAGGAGUAUUCAAGCAAACCGCUCUCAGACCAGAACGAAUACGAUGAUACUUCUCAAAUUUUGCAAAACAUGUUGAACGAUUUACCCUGCGACAUUUUAAAGUACUUUCUGUCGAUGGUGCCUCUACCGAAAAACAAGGAAAACCUGGAAACAAAUAAAACGGAUAUUCCAAACAUAAACGAAAUCUUAAAGAGAUAUUUGAAUGAAGACGAACAACCAGAAAGUAGCAGUUCAGUGUUAGAUAUUAAAAAAAGGAAGACGCCAAAGGAUUUUGAAAGUAUGAAACCUUUGAGAGUAGUGAAAAAGGUGGAAAAUGAGGUGAAGAGCGUGCUUCCGGUGGUGAAGAAGCCAAUAAUCCGUUCUCGAAGGAAAACUGGAAACGAUAAUCCAAUUGAAUGCAAGAAAUUGUUGGAUAUAUGUGUGGAAUAUUUAAUCAAGAACAAAACAAGGCUGAACCAGGACUACUUGACAAUGAAGAGUAAAGUUUGGAAUAUGGUGAACAGCAAUUCUUAUGAUGGUGUCGUGCAGGAGCAGCUCUACACUGUUAUCAGGGAUCUAAACAGGAAGAUCAAAUGGAUGCGUCUAUUGGAUUCGGAUGAAGUUUCCGAAGAGCUGCUGACCGAAGAGUACGGGUCGAGCGAGGUUUUCGUAAAAGAGAAGCAUAUGGAUGGAGCGUUAAGCGAAGGCGCGUAUUCCAUGAGCGAUAAUCUCCGUACAGCCAUCCUCGGCUACAUCUACGGGUGAUGUGAAGUAAUCCCAUAAAUU
Messenger RNA from Nicrophorus vespilloides, 986 nucleotides. RefSeq lists its product as uncharacterized. The transcript is spliced from 4 exons. Bases 132 to 965 code for a protein of 277 amino acids. The record is from RefSeq and is a predicted model, not a curated record. NCBI's taxonomy places the organism in Eukaryota, Metazoa, Arthropoda, Insecta, Coleoptera, Silphidae.